AUGUCAUCGCCUUCUUGUCCAUUAACAAUACCAAAAUCCGAAUCAGAUGCUUGUCAACUUGAACAAGAACAUGUUCAUAAGGUUUAUAAUGAGAUAGCUCAUAAUUUUAGUGAUACUCGUCAUAAACCAUGGCCACGUGUUGUUGAUUUUUUACGUUCGUUUCCUAAUGGUUCAUUAAUUCUUGAUGUUGGUUGUGGAAAUGGAAAAUAUAUGAAUAUAAGAAAUGACAUAAUGAUGAUUGGUUGUGAUCGAAGUGAAGGCCUUUUACAAAUAUGUCGGGAUCGUUAUUUUGAAGUUUUUCUUUCUGAUUGUAUGAAUAUACCUGUACCAACAAAUAUGUUUGAUGGUGCUAUUUGUAUUGCUGUUCUUCAUCAUAUUAGUACUGAAGUGCGACGAUUAUCGGCUUUGAAAGAAAUAGUUCGUGUAUUAAAACCAGGUGGACAAGCACUUGUUACUGUAUGGGCUAAAGACCAAGAAAUAGAUAAUAAAAAAAGUACAUAUAUAACUAAAAAUGCUAAAACUUGUUCAAUACAUACAAAAAAUGAAACAAAAAAUGAAUUAAUUAUUCAUACACCACGAACCACAUUUCAACAAUCUGAUUGUCUUGUACCAUGGACUAAGCCAACAGAAAAAGUUUUAAGAUAUUAUCAUGUUUUUAUAAAGAAUGAACUUGAGCAUAUAUUAAGUCAUAUAUCUCAAGUUAAAAUAAUUAAUUCAUAUAAUGAUGAUGGAAAUUGGUGUAUCAUAUUUAUGAAAGUUGCUUAA
Messenger RNA from Rotaria sp. Silwood2, 765 nucleotides. The record is from the annotation of a GenBank genome assembly. NCBI's taxonomy places the organism in Eukaryota, Metazoa, Rotifera, Eurotatoria, Philodinida, Philodinidae.